Molecule: messenger RNA, 1502 nt
Organism: Carya illinoinensis
Lineage: Eukaryota; Viridiplantae; Streptophyta; Magnoliopsida; Fagales; Juglandaceae
Product: RNA-binding protein 48
Exons: 9
Coding region: 381-1058 (225 amino acids)
Cellular component (GO): nucleoplasm
Molecular function (GO): RNA binding
Source: RefSeq, a predicted model, not a curated record
GCCAUAAAUUGUAAUGUUGCAAUCUUCUCUCCCCCGUGACCCAGCCUUCCUCGACAAACAAACUCAUUUCUCAAAACAGAACUCUGCUCUCACACUCCGUUCGACAUCGAGGUUUGGACGACGGCGACUCCUUCAGCUUGCCGCAACCCAUCACUCAACGUUGACUUCCUCAUUCAACGGCUUUCGUUCUUCAAUCCAAAGAAACCCAUCACUCCAAGGCUAGGUCACUCGACGAUGAUUUCCUCAAACCGCACCAACCCAUCACUCGACGGAAGAAGGACUGCGCAAUACUCAUCAGCUUCUGAACUCGACGAUUAGCUCUAUACAGAAACGGCUCCGCAGUUUCGGAAUUCGGGAACCAAAGGAAGAAAGUAAAUAAGAUGCCUCGUUACAAAGACGAGCCUCCGGCUGUUCGCGUCUACACCGUAUGCGACGAAUCCAGGUACCUGAUUGUGAGGAACAUUCCGGCCUUAGGAUGUGGUGACGAAUUGCUCAAAUUGUUCGCUUCAUAUGGAGAAGUUGAAGAGUGUAAACCAAUGGAUGAAGAAGAAUGUGAGCAAUUCACUGAUGUUUACUGGAUCAAAUUCCGUCUGGUCAGCAACGCCAGGUUUGCGAAAAGAAAAUUGGACGAGUUUGUUUUUCUCGGAAAUCGGCUGCAGGUUUCGUAUGCUCCACAGUAUGAGAGUCUUUCUGACACGAAGGAUAAACUAGAAGGCAGGACAAGGGAAGUUCUGACUCGAUUAAAUCCCGGGAGAUCAAAAGGGAUCAAGGUUUUGGACCCCAGUGUUUCUUCCACUGAGAAUUCGUUGAUUGUAACUCCCUCACAAAUGAACUGCCUCCCCCAAGUGGGACACUCUAACCGAAGGGACUCUGGAAAUUCUGUUAAUAAUUCUUCUCCGCUCACACUGGUUUCCUCUGACCAGGAUUAUUUUGCAUCUCAAUCGAUGAAUCACACAGUUCAGUUGGUAAGAGAGAAGCUCAAUAAGAUUCAAUCAAGUAGUGAGCAUCUACAACCUGCACCAAAGAAAACACGAGUAGACAACAGAAGAAGAAUCUAAUGGAUUGUGAAUGGUGGUCAGACUGAUUAGCAUCCAGAAAAAUGUUUUUCUAUUUUUUGUUUCACCUCAGCUUUUUGCCUCCCACAUGUGCACGUGUUGACUGCACCUGCGAGCAACCAUCCAUCACAUCUUGAUAAUGUAGAUGGUACAUAAAGAUAGUUUCACAUAAUCGUAGUAUUUUGCUUUUGGUAAGUCAAAGGAGAUCAUAUAUUGUCUACAAUUUAUUCUAUAUGGAAAAUGAAGAGGAAUCACCAAUUCUUCAGAUGUCUCACUUGCUCGAGUCCUGCCUUUAAGCUAUAUUUUAAGUUCCUAGCACACCUAGAAACUCAGGUGCCAUAAUCUUUGGGAUGAAUGCUGUAAUUGAUUGGCGAAGUUGAAUGGUAUUUCUCCGGAGCAUUUGUUUUCCAUUAAUGACGUCAUGGUAUCUGUUCUUCAGCUUUCCUA